GAGUCCUAUUUCUGAUACUUUAAAGAAGAACAAAAACAACUAAAACAUUGUUUUUCUUUUGCAAGAUGCACAGAUAUCAGGUCAAAGGUGAGGUGACGUUUGGCGUCCUUGGUGUCCACGUCCACAUCUGGGUAAAAACAUUUCACGAAACAAACACAGGACCAAGAGAAGAGGAGCAAACAUGCAUGAGGUGAUAAUUAUCUCCCAGUGACCUGCAGCCAUGAGGAUCCUGCCUCUGCCUCUGCUUCUCUGUGGCUUGAUGCUUCUGAGCAGCGUUAAUGAGAUCAAUGGACAUAGAACUUACUGCCCUCAUGGUUGGCGUCUGAUCCAUGGACGCUGUUUCAAGUAUGUCCCGAGACGUAUGACUUGGGCCAAAGCUGAGAGAAAUUGCAUUUCCAUGGGAGGAAACCUUGCAUCUGUGCACAGUUCUGAUGAAUACCAUGGGAUUCAGGGGCUCAUUUUGCAGGUCACACAUGAGAUGAGAGAAGCGUGGAUCGGCGGCACUGAUGCAGCUGAGGAAAAUCAUUGGCAUUGGUCUGAUGGGACGCUGAUGACGUUUACAUACUGGUGUCCCGGAGAACCCAACAAUCAUGCUUAUCACCAGCACUGCAUGCAAAUGAAUUUCUCAGGAGAAAAGUGCUGGGACGAUUACAGAUGUACGGUCCGCCUACCCUCUGUCUGCGUUUUGAAGAAAUGAAGCAGGGCUGAGCUGAAGACAUGAAGAAUCUUCCUCAUUUCACGUCUUUUAUUUUCCAUCUAUGCUGCUUGACGGAUGACGCGACGCAGCACAUCGACAGAGGAACUCUGUCUUGCUUCUCAUGCGAUCAGAACAAAUGUACUGUAACGUAACUCCUUCAUGUACUUUCUUGCUGA
This is a messenger RNA of Poeciliopsis prolifica (blackstripe livebearer), 873 nucleotides long. Its product is annotated as type-2 ice-structuring protein-like. The coding region runs from base 221 to 697 and encodes 158 amino acids. The transcript is spliced from 6 exons. Gene Ontology annotation, molecular function: signaling receptor activity. Lineage: Eukaryota; Metazoa; Chordata; Actinopteri; Cyprinodontiformes; Poeciliidae. The record is from RefSeq and is a predicted model, not a curated record.